AUCCCUUUCUGUGAAGACGUGCACAUUUCAACUGGAAGAUGCAGUGCAAAUACCACCUGUGUCCUCAUCGCUGCGGCUCUGAGUCACUAGGAAAUGCUUUCUGUUUCCUUCUGGCAGUAUCAUUUGUUCUCGCAUGUAUCAGCAGAAGUAGGUAGAUGGCAUGUUUGAUGAGCCUUGGCAGCUACUGUCACAUCUCAGAUACAUCUCUUGAGAAACCACGCGGCUUCCUCGGGAUGGGCACCCAAUACCCAGCCACCGAACCAGCCUACUCUGGAUGACCAGAUCUGGGAAGCCUUGGAAGAAGUAGCUGCAGCUGCAAAACAGUGAACGUCCUGGGAGGAGCCCCAGGACACAAUCCGGACCGCAGGACGAAGAUGAUAUCAAUACACAGUCUGUCGGAGCUGGAGCGUCUGAAGCUGCAAGAGACUGCUUACCACGAACUCGUGGCCAGACAUUUCCUCUCUGAAUUCAAACCUGACAGAGCUCUACCUAUUGACCGUCCAAACACCUUUGAGAAGUGGUUUCUGAUUCUGAGAGGACAGCAGAGGGUCGUAUCACUCAAGACAUUUGGUAUUCGUCUGGAAGAGGUGCUCGUGAAUGAGCUUACCCGCCGCAAGCAUCUUGAACUAACAGCCGCGAUGCAGAUUGAAGAAUCCACGGGUCAGGCUGCGGGCCGUCGUCGGGGAAACGUGGUGCAAAGGAUGUUUGGCCGCAUCAGGCGCUUUUUCAGUCGCAGGCGGGAUGAGCCCUCCUUGCCCCGGGAGUUUACUCGCCGUGGGCGUCGAGGUGCAGUGUCUGUGGACAGCCUGGCCGAACUGGAGGACGGGGCCCUGCUGCUGCAGACCCUGCAGCUUUCCAAGAUUUCCUUUCCAAUUGGCCAGCGACUUCUGGGAUCCAAAAGGAAGAUGAGCCUCAAUCCGAUUGCUAAACAAAUCCCCCAGGUUGUUGAGGCUUGCUGCAGCUUCAUUGAAAAACAUGGCUUAAGCACUGUGGGGAUUUUCACCCUGGAAUACUCGGAGGAGAGAGUGCGUGAGCUCCGUGAAGAAUUUGAUCAAGGUCUGGACGUCGUGCUGGAUGACACUCAGAACGUGCAUGAUGUGGCUGCGCUCCUCAAGGAGUUUUUCCGGGAUAUGAAGGACUCUCUGCUGCCAGAUGAUCUGUAUAUGUCCUUCCUUCUGACAGCAACUCUGAAGCCGCAGGAUCAGCUUUCUGCCCUGCAGCUGCUGGUUUACCUGAUGCCACCCUGCCAUAGUGACACCCUGGAGCGUCUGCUGAAGGCCCUGCAUAAAAUCACUGAGAACUGCGAAGACUCCAUUGGCAUUGAUGGACAAUUGGUUUCAGGCAACCGUAUGACUUCCACCAAUUUGGCUCUGGUGUUUGGAUCUGCUCUCCUGAAGAAGGGGAGAUUUGCCAAGAGGGAGUCCAGGAAGACAAGACUGGGGAUUGACCACUAUGUUGCUUCUGUCAAUGUGGUCCGUGCCAUGAUUGAUAACUGGGAUAUCCUCUUCCAGGUGCCUCCCCAUAUUCAGAAGCAGGUUGCUAAGCGUGUGUGGAAAUCCAGUCCUGAAGCCCUGGAUUUUAUCAGACGCAGGAAUUUGAGGAAGAUCCAGAGUGCACGCAUAAAGAUGGAAGAGGAUGCUUUACUUUCUGAUCCAGUGGAAAAUUCUGCUGAAGCCCGGGCUGCUGUCCUUGCUCAGAGCAAGCCCUUUGAUGAAGAUGCCACACUCCUUAAAAACAAGUCUCGGCCUGGCCAAGUCAUGAACCACAAGUCCUCCCCAGAGUCAUUGAUGACCAACACCUGCUUUCUUCCCUCCAUGAAGUGCUGUUCCUCUGAGGAGCCAGCUGUGCCUUCCGGCACUGCCCGUUCCCAUGACGAUGAGGAAGGAGCGGGUAACCCCCCCAUUCCAGAGCAAGACCGCCCAUUGCUCCGUGUGCCCCGGGAGAAGGAGGCCAAAACUGGCAUCGGCUACUUCUUUCCUUAGAUGUUUUUUCCUUCUAUAAGGUGCCGGACAGGGGAAAAGGGUGGGGGUAGACCUGGGAUGUCACAGGAAACAUUGAGGAGAAUGUUGAAGGUAAAGAUCUGAGGGUAAGAAGGAUUUCCACCUGAUGCUCGGAUCAGGCUGAGAAUUCCAAACACGCUGCCAGCCCCUUCACUGGGGAUGUUUGGUCCCUUUAGCUAGUAAAAGCAGAGAUGUUUCUGUGUCAUGCCCAGGCUCCCUGGUGCUACCUUGCCUUUCUCUUUUACCCCUGAUCUUGGCCUUCCCACACUGCAGCCCUUCCUUUAAUUGAUGUGACAUUUGUGGUAAAUAACUUGUCCCAGAGAAGCUCACAAAUCUCGAGGUGCUUUCCCUCCCCCCAAAAGGGAAUUGCAUGUUUUUCCUGACUUUCCUUCCCUCCUCCCGAGAGCUCAAUUGGAAAGGCCCUCAAGAGGCAUGUUAGGACGUUAGGUCAGCCUACUGACAGCUGACAAAUAAUUAAUGCUAAACCAUGUCACAUCAACUCAUAGCCAUGUCCCCGCAGCAACUCCACCACCUCAGGAUUCCCCCCCCCCAAAUUAUUUAGACCAAUGGCUCAUCCAACAGCCACUCUCAAAAUUCUGUGCAGUUUGGCUCAGGUCACGCUAACAGGGAAACCUCAAAUGUAAGCCUAACUAGCCUUCUGGGAUCAAAAGUUAGAGGAAAAAUUUGAUUUUAUUACCUAGAUCUGUUUUACAGACAGCUGGAGUUCACAUCCUGUUGUCAGCAAAACAGCUAGUUAGGUAGAAACACAUAGUUCCAAGUAGCUAAAGUCACCUGAUUACAAAUGUUCUUAACUAUCGUCUCUGUAGUUCCUCUAUGCAGGACGGUACAAAUUUGCGGGACAUGCUCUGGUAACACACAGAUAUGGGUUAUGUAUGACAUCCAAAAUUAUAGCUGAUAUUGAUGGGUAACAACUGCUAAGGUCCAUAGAAUGAAGAAUGUAUUGUAUUGAGGGAUAGAAAUUGAUCACACAAUGGAUAACAACCGCAGAGCUCGAAGAUUUGUGAUUGUUAAAACUUCUCUGGCAUUUAAUCAUUAAUAAACAUCUGUAUUGUGACAGCAGCAUA
This is a messenger RNA of Leptonychotes weddellii (Weddell seal), 3085 nucleotides long. The record is from RefSeq and is a predicted model, not a curated record. NCBI's taxonomy places the organism in Eukaryota, Metazoa, Chordata, Mammalia, Carnivora, Phocidae.